ACUUUGACGUUAAUUUUCGCUUCCUCGGUUGAUGCCUGAGACAGUUUAAUUAUUUAUUGGGGUCGUAUAGACUAUAACCUAAUUUUUGAGAAUAAUGAUGAGCUCCGUAGCACGAAGGAGUCGUGGUAUUUUGGUGGUGUUCGAAGGCUGCGAUCGAAGUGGGAAAUCGACACAGUGUAGAAUGCUUGUAGAUUACUUGAAAUCGAUUGGAAGAGAUGUAGCUCAUUUGCGUUUUCCAGGUAAAUUAAAGGCUAUCUCUUCCUUUGAGAAAUAUUUUCAGUAAUAUGUUGUAUUGACAUGAAACUGGGAAAUUUGCUUCUUCUCCACUGAUAACACAAUGAUUUCUCAAGCACCAUUUAUAUCCUUACGAUCACGUUUGUGGCUUACACUGGUUAAUGAAGGCAGUUGCCUAUGUGCAGUGUCUCUUGAUGCUUCAUUUCUCAAACCACAAUCCUACCAUGACGAUCUGAUUUGUAAUUCUCCCUUUUAGUUACUUCACACGGCCUUAUAAAUAAGUAUAGGGAAUUUGGUGAUACAUCAGUGUCGUCGUGUUAAGUGUGUCAAUUCUCAUCACAUGUUUACAAAAUAAUGUAUUUAGAGUUUAAGAAGAAGCUACAUGUUUAUUUCUUGUGGAAGUAAUGUAUUCUUGUCUUUUCUUGUCUUGCAAUGUAUCCUAGAGUGUUUUGUUUGUCUACAGACAGAACAACGGCCAUAGGACAAUCUAUUAAUGAUUAUCUUCAAGGAACAACAGAGUUAGAAGAUCAUGCCAUUCAUUUACUGUUCUCUGCCAACAGAUGGGAGUCGGUGUAGGUGACAUCUACUAAGUCCAACAAUCUUUAUUUGCUUUUUUUCAAUUAAAAAAUUAUUGACAUAAUUUGACUUUUACAUUCUUAGUAUUCAAAGGGAUUGAUUAUGUAUCCACCACAAGAUGAGAUGGAACGAGAUGGAGGGAGAGAUGCAUGCACCUUUAGAUCUCCUUGAUGUCCUCUUUCCACUUACAUUUGGGUCUAUAGUUGCUGGGUGGGAGGGGGGUGUGAACUGGUGUAGUGGGGUAUCUCCUAGGGCAGAGAGCAGAGGGUUGUUGGUGGGGCUCUUCCAAAGUAGGUGACAUGUUAAGAUAUGAUAGCUGAGAUGUGAAAGGUUUUUAAUUCUGACCACAUCUGUGUGACUUCAUAUAGAGCUAGUCUUGCACAAGAUCUAGCGAGAAAAUAACCUUGUAGGGAAUUAUCUACCCAUCCAAGAUUGUUACCUUGAAGGAUUGAGGAUUAAUUUAAACCUUUAAAGGUCUUCAUUCACAUUCCCUGAAUGACUUGCUCUUCUUUGUGGCAAAAUCCUCUCCUUUGAGAAGCUUUCCAUAUUUCAAUUACAAUAAAGAAGGGGGAGGGGGUUCUUGAUCAUGUUUCACACACACAUUUUAGGAAAAUCAUGCAUCACAGAUUUGAAAAGAAAAAUUUUGCCUUACCUAGUCUUUUUUGCUUUAUAAUCUCUUUGCUACCCUCAAUAAAUUCUAGAGAAAUUAUUACACAAUUUUAUUUUAUUUAUUUAUAUUUAUCAAAGUAUUUUUGACAACUUUUCUCCGGUUUCAGACCAAGAAUAAAGCAACUAUUAGACAAUGGAACCUUUGUAGUUGUGGAUCGUUAUGCUUUUUCAGGAGUUGCUUUUACAGCAGCCAAGGUGGGAGGAUAUUGCAAAAUACCUGCUACUUUUCCUUAUAUAUUUUGGCACUUCUUAUUUAUUGAUCAGAGUUUUUGCUCAUAGCUUUAGAAAAGUCUAACAUUGGUUUGCUUUGAUAGGGCUAUGAUGUGACGUGGUGUAAGAAUCCUGAUCGGGGCUUGCCAGAUCCUGAUUUAAUAUUCUAUUUAGACAUCUCAACAAAAGAUGCACAAACUAGAGGAUCUUAUGGGGAGGAAAGAUAUGAGAAGGCUGAAUUCCAAGAACGAGUCGCUGAGAUUUAUGAACAACUUAAAAGUAAUGACUGGAAGGUAAAUACCACCAAGCUCUGGUUCCAUGGAUGGUUCAGGUUUUGCAAAAAUAAGACAAAGGAACUCUAUUUCCCCAACACUUGAACUAAGCUUAUCUCUUCUGAUCCUACACACACAACAACUAAAUGCUCUACUUGUGAAUUAUAUGCACAGUUAAGUUAGGUCAAUUAUAACACCUAUGGAGCAUGCUUUUGCAAUAUUACAUAGUAGAUGAAAAUGUAUUCAGAGGAGGAGACAAUAGAAUUUUCUGAUGUUCUCCUGGACCCCCUUUAAACAAUUCCCUCAAAUCCCUCUUAUGCAUUUUUGCUGAAAGACAAUUCCUGGUACCCUGAUCUUCACUACUAACAUUUUUGAACUGUAAGUAAAAAUGUUUUGCCCUGGGGAGAUUUUUUUAUGGACUUAUCACGCUGAGAUGAUCUGAUCAAGACUUCAAAGCCCAGUGGAAUUUAAAUGUAGUAUGUGAUGGCAAAGAUGGAAUGUUAGUAAAAAUAGUGAGGUUUUUAUUGAGUUUGUUUUGACCAUAAAUUUGGUAAGAUACCCUUGAUUGAAAGGCUCCAGUGGUUCUGUCUAAAUCUGGAUGGAAAGAAAAAUAAAAGGGACAAGCAUAAUCAUUAUUUAGUGCUUCAAUUGACAUCUGUAAUUUUUUUGUAGCUUUUAUUUUACAUAUUGAGCUUAACUAACUUACAACGGGUGACAGAAGGAUUGAAUAACAUACAUGAGUAGAUACUCUCUACUCUUUUUAUUUCCAAGAGGCAGGGAAGUAACAUCUUGUUUUCUUUUGUUUCUCCGGUUUUUGUUAUGUGCAGGUGGUAGACGCUAUGAAAGACAAAAAUGAAAUUCAUGAGGAGAUACGGAAUACUCUUCUUGAACUUGAAGAACAAUUCAGCAAGACACCAUUGAAACGUCUUUGGACAAAUGAAAGCUGAUUGGUGGCAACUAAUUUAUAUCGAUGUUGUCUUGAAGAACUUGGAGAAGAAAUGACUCUAAGGAUCAAAAUAGAUAAGGAUAUCUGAGGGAGAUACCUGUGAAAUCCUUGGUUUGAUAGUUGAACGCACGUGAAUAAAUUGAGGAAGAAAUAUUGUGUGUGG
This is a messenger RNA of Pocillopora meandrina, 3070 nucleotides long. The record is from the annotation of a GenBank genome assembly. Lineage: Eukaryota; Metazoa; Cnidaria; Anthozoa; Scleractinia; Pocilloporidae.